Rasamsonia emersonii CBS 393.64 is the source of this 1023-nucleotide messenger RNA. Its product is annotated as Cytochrome c oxidase subunit Va. Gene Ontology annotation, biological process: mitochondrial electron transport, cytochrome c to oxygen. Lineage: Eukaryota; Fungi; Ascomycota; Eurotiomycetes; Eurotiales; Trichocomaceae. The transcript has 4 exons. Gene Ontology annotation, cellular component: mitochondrial inner membrane. The record is from RefSeq and is a predicted model, not a curated record. Bases 1 to 1023 code for a protein of 340 amino acids.
AUGCUGUCAGCACCUAAAUGCUACCCCGGUACAUGUUAUGCAGGCAUAAACACAAAUAUGCCUGGGAUGUUGGCCAUUCCAGCCGCCGAGAUAUGCGAUAGGCCUAUCUAUCGAACAAUCAGGCAGAUCAGAUCUAGACGAAUUAGUAUUAAGUGGCUUGUGGUUGGAUCGUGCGUUGAAUUCCGUAAUAAUAAUACGGAGGACGGGGUACAGAGCACUCCUGCCAGCAGCUUCUGGCCUAAUCGAUUGCUGAUAGAAACAAAACUACUCCGUAGUCUUGGACAGAACAAUUCAAGUGGUACAAAUUUGCGUCUGCUCUACCACACACGUCAUAAACCGGGCGUGCGGCCAGCUAUCCGGAAACAGAUUGCCUGGCAGCCUGGGCGCCUCAGGCAGCAACAUCACACCACCCGCGAAAACCCGUUUCGCCUCAGCAGCGCCGGUCGACCGUUCUCUGGCCUUCGUCCGCUUCACCAUCCUUACCCAGACGCACCCUCGUUGCAGACCACCGCUCAGCACCUGGUUUUUCUUUCCUUCUUUUCCUGCCCAAUGGCUUCCACCACCCUCUUCCGCAUCGCUUCGCGAACGGCCCGCCCGGCCAGCUUCGCCAGAGCUUCCUACGCUUCCCGGUCGGCCCUUGCUGCCCGCUCGACUCUCGGCAGUGCCAACAGCUUCAGCACCUCGUCCAAACGCCUCAGCGCCGGCCACGAGGAGGAGACCUACGAGGAGUUCUCGGCCAGAUAUGAGAAGGAAUUCGAUGCCGUGCAGGAUGUCUUCGAGCUGCAGCGCAACCUGAACAAUGCCUUUGCCUACGAUCUCGUGCCCUCUGUUGAGGUUCUCGCCGCUGCCCUGCGCGCUGCUCGCCGGGUGAACGACUUCCCCACUGCGGUCCGGAUCUUCGAAGGUAUCAAGGCCAAGGUCGAGAACGAGAACCAGUACCACCAGUACCUUGAGAAGCUGGACGGUCUGAGGAAGGAGCUUGGCGUCGCUCUGCGGGAGGAGCUCUACCCUGAGAACCAGUAA